AUGUCGAGUCUUAACGCGAUGGUCGAAUCAGCACGCGUAGGAGUGGUAGCAGGGAUUCGCGCCAAGAUGAAAAUCAAGGCCCCCUUGUUUACGGACAAUGGCCGAGCCGCUGAUUCAUGUGUUGGUCAGAAUAUCAUUUGUGCGAGUCUUUACUGCCAUAAAGUUGCCACGGAGCACUAA
Molecule: messenger RNA, 180 nt
Organism: Penicillium angulare
Lineage: Eukaryota; Fungi; Ascomycota; Eurotiomycetes; Eurotiales; Aspergillaceae
Exons: 2
Coding region: 1-180 (59 amino acids)
Source: RefSeq, a predicted model, not a curated record